This is a messenger RNA of Cinclus cinclus, 900 nucleotides long. RefSeq names its product SRY-box transcription factor 12 (gene SOX12). The record is from RefSeq and is a predicted model, not a curated record. NCBI's taxonomy places the organism in Eukaryota, Metazoa, Chordata, Aves, Passeriformes, Cinclidae. Gene Ontology annotation, biological process: anatomical structure morphogenesis; cell differentiation; positive regulation of transcription by RNA polymerase II. Gene Ontology annotation, molecular function: DNA-binding transcription factor activity, RNA polymerase II-specific; RNA polymerase II cis-regulatory region sequence-specific DNA binding. The transcript has a single exon. Bases 1 to 900 code for a protein of 299 amino acids.
AUGGUGCAGCGCGGCCCGCGGGGCCGGGGCGCGGAGGCUCGGCGGGAGCCCUGUGCCCCGCUGCCCGCCCGUGACAGCGAGCCCGCCUGGUGCAAGACGCCGAGCGGGCACAUCAAGCGACCCAUGAACGCCUUCAUGGUGUGGUCCCAACAUGAGCGCCGCAAGAUCAUGGACCAGUGGCCCGACAUGCACAAUGCCGAGAUCUCCAAGCGCCUGGGCCGGCGCUGGCAGCUCCUCCACGACUCCGAGAAGAUUCCCUUUGUCAGGGAGGCCGAGCGCCUGCGCCUCAAGCACAUGGCUGACUACCCCGACUACAAGUACCGGCCUCGGAAAAAGGGCAAGGUGGGCACCGGAGCAGCCCGCCCGCGGCUCCCAGUGAAGAUCAAGCCCUCCGUGUUGGGCCGUGUCUCUGCCAGCCGCAGGCAGCCCGCCAAGCUGCCCACCGGCCCCGACACCCCGCAGGAGCCCGCAGCAGAGGUGCCCGCUGAGGACAGCCCUGUGGUGCCUGGCACGGCUGCCUGGCACCCGGCACCCGACGGGGAGCACAGCCCCCAGGAGCCCCCUGCACCCCUGAGCCCUAGCACACCCUGCCUGGAGCCAGGGAGGUCCCCAGAGAGUGGGUCCCCCUCUCCUAUGUCGGCUGGGUCCCCUCCCUCUUCCUUCAGCUCCUCCGACGAGGAGCUGGAGGAAGAGCUGCUGGGGAUCAUGCCCGGGCGGGCUCCUCCCAGUGCCACCUGUGGUGCUCUGGACUGGUCCGUCUUGGACAAGGACCAUGACCUCUACCCGCGGGGAGGCUCCUCGCACUUCGAGUUCCCGGACUAUUGCACGCCCGAGGUGACGGAGAUGAUAGCAGGGGACUGGCUCAUGUCCAGCAUCUCGGACUUGGUCUUUACCUACUGA